AUGAACAAUAAAACUACUCGAGGACCUAGCAAAGAGCACUCCAAGACUACUCGAGGACCUAGCAAAGAGUACUUCAAGACUACUCGAAGACCUAGCAAAGAGCACUCCAAGACUACUCGAGGACCUAGCAAAGAGUACUUCAAGACUACUCGAGGACCUAGUAAAGAGUACUCCAAGACUACUCGAGGACCUAUUAAAGAGUACUUCAAGACAACUCGAGGACCUAGCAAAGAGUACUUCAAGACUACUCGAGGACCUAGUAAAGAGUACUCCAAUACUACUCGAGGACCUAGCAAAGAGUACUUCAAGACUACUCGAGGACCUAGUAAAGAGUACUCCAAUACUACUCGAGGACCGAGUAAAGAGUACUUCAAGACUACUCGAGGACCUAGUAAAGAGUACUCCAAGACUACUCGAGGACCUAGUAAAGAGUACUCCAAGACUACUCGAGGACCUAGACCUAGCAAAGAGUACUCCAAGACUACUCGAGGACCUAGCAAUAAGUACUCCAAUACUACUCGAGGACCUAGCAAAGAGUACUCCAAGACUACUCGAGGACCUAGUAAAGAGUACUUCAAGACUACUCGAGGACCUAGUAAAGAGUACUCCAAGACUACUCGAGGACCUAGUAAAGAGUACUCCAAGACUACUCGAGGACCUAGCAAAGAGUACUUCAAGACUACUCGAGGACCUAGCAAAGAGUACUUCAAGACUACUCGAGGACCUA
Messenger RNA from Limulus polyphemus (Atlantic horseshoe crab), 727 nucleotides. RefSeq names its product probable ATP-dependent RNA helicase ddx17. Lineage: Eukaryota; Metazoa; Arthropoda; Merostomata; Xiphosura; Limulidae. The annotation marks the transcript as partial. The transcript has 3 exons. The record is from RefSeq and is a predicted model, not a curated record.